This is a messenger RNA of Drosophila kikkawai, 1992 nucleotides long. RefSeq names its product wunen-2 (gene wun2). Gene Ontology annotation, cellular component: plasma membrane. NCBI's taxonomy places the organism in Eukaryota, Metazoa, Arthropoda, Insecta, Diptera, Drosophilidae. Gene Ontology annotation, molecular function: phosphatidate phosphatase activity. The record is from RefSeq and is a predicted model, not a curated record. Gene Ontology annotation, biological process: phospholipid dephosphorylation; signal transduction; phospholipid metabolic process.
UCGAACGGUACGGAUCGGUGUUAUCGUUAUCUUUUCGGGUGGUGGGCUUUCGUUCCGCGUUCCUCGGGCCUCGCCAGCUACCGUCUUCGCAGAGUCGCUGCUGCGCAUGCGAAACAAAUAGAAAAGCGGAAAAAGAGUGCGAAAAGAAGUGGAGCAAGAGCGAUAGCUCACAAGCAGCACCUUCGUUGUGACUAAAAAGAAAACAAACAAAUAUUAAGUGCAGGCCAAAUAAUUGCAGAGAUUUUAACCUCUUAUUUACCUUUGUGCGUUGCCAGCAGUAUUUUUCUUUGACCAAAUUUUCAACCGAUCGCGAUCGCUCAUUGCUUAUCGCUUGCGCAAUAGCGUUUAGCGGCCUGUUUACCUGGGCUUACCUUGCCCAAUUUUCCCGCCGUACCGCCCACAAAACGCCGACGCCGUGUAAUUUACAGCAACAUUAUCGAGAGAGUGUAGCCUUAUCACAGUGCCUUCAAGAAGGGAGCGUCCAUUAGCACAUUCCCUCGAAAUAAGGAAAAGGAAUGAAAAUAAAAUAAAACACUCCCCGCGAGGAUUAUUCAAAUAUUUGUGUGUGUGCGAUAAGAAGAUGACCACCCGGGUGGUCACCAGGUGCAAUGUGCAAUAGAAGAGCCACCAUUUGAGGCCGCCUCUUGGGCUUGAUCCGAUAACAAAAACGAAAGAAAAAGCAGAACCAGGAUUAGGAACCUUCAGUUCCACCAUGAGCAGCCUUCGACCUGGUAGUGUUAGCGACACCACUCCUCUCCAGAGAUUUGAAAGUCAGAGCAGCAGCAGCGAGGAGCCUUCUUCGCCGACGGCUGCCAGCAUUAUAGCCGCUGCCUCAGCCGCCUCAGUUACUACUGCCAAUCACAACAACAAUAAUGUCAAACUGGACUUGCAGCUGCCGACUUUUGUCGGAAGCUCUCUGGGUAACCAUGGAGGAGGAUCUAUGGGCGCCGCCAAUAGCAAGCUGCCGCUAAGAGGGCCACGUCAAAUCUUUGGGAGAAUUCUCAUGGAUCUUUGCCUGCUCAGCUGCGUGGGUCUACCUAUGCUAGGGUUUUCACUCUAUGGCGAACCCGUUAAAUUGGGUUUCUUUUGCAAUGAUUCUUCGUUGAGGCAUCCUUACAAGGACUCUACCAUGCGCAGCUGGAUGCUUUACUUGAUUUGCGGAGCCUUGCCAGCUUCUAUGAUGCUGUUGGUUGAGUUUUUUAGAGCCCAGGAUAGCCGCUUGCAUGGUCCUUUUCAAAAGCACAGGCUGGGCAGCGGCUAUCAUCUUUGCCACUUGGAGUUACCCUUUUGGCUGCUGGAAUGCUAUCGCAAGAUAGGCAUUUUUGUUUUUGGUUUGGGCGUUGAACAGCUCACCACAAAUAUAGCCAAGUAUGCUAUAGGAAGACUAAGGCCGCAUUUUUAUACGCUCUGUCAACCUGUUAUGCUGGAUGGCACUACCUGUAACGAUCCCAUAAACGCUGGACGUUAUAUCGAGGACUUUACCUGUGCGGCAAUGGAUAUAACUUCAAAGCGACUAAAGGAUAUGCGCCUGUCAUUUCCCAGUGGACAUGCCAGCUUUGCCUGCUACUCCAUGCUCUACAUGGCGAUUUACUUGCAACGCAGAAUGCAUUGGAAUCGCCUCCGUAUGCUGCGUCACCUGCUGCAGUUUUUGCUGCUAAUGUUCGCCUGGUAUACGGCACUCAGUCGAGUCUCGGACUACAAGCAUCAUUGGUCCGAUGUCCUGGCAGGAUCUGGAAUAGGUCUUACCUAUGCUGUAGUUGUAACCUGUUCAAUGUGGUAGAAACCUUAAUUUCCAUGGGGGUUGCAAACCCCUUGAAUACCCCCACCGCUACUGCUACUGCACUCCUGCUUUAAGAUGUCUUAACUUGUCUGCUUGAAUUUCAGUUUUAUUCUAGUUUGUAACUUUGACCAUGUCUGCAAAUAAGUAACUAUUUAUCUUAUGUGUAAAAGAUUUUACUUAAUAAAUUUUCAGUUUAAUGUGUUUUAACUUAA